AUGAAGUUGCCUGCUUUACUUUCUGUAUUUCUCUUCAGAAUCAUCUCACAAACCUCAGCAGCAAUCAUGAGAGUAGCCAAACCGGGUGCAAAUUUCAAAGGUGCCUUUCAAGGUGCUUCAGGUCACCAUUCUAGUCCAAUUAAUUGGCCAAGAUCAUUAACUGAGAUGCACAAAAGAAUGGAAGAAGGCCAAAACCUUGCAUUACAGCCACCAUUAGAACCUCCUCUACCAGAAAUAUAUGAAAAUUCAUUUCUGGGUUUGGGAGAAUCUUUAAGGAAAUUUCCAGGUCUGCAUGAUCAUCAUCUCAAUGUAGAAUGUGAACAAUACAAGAUGACAUCGGCUCAUGCACAAAUCUUGAAGGGUGGAGGAGGAGGUGGUGUUUGUGGUAGUGGAAGUGGGAUAACUUGCGGGAUAGCUUCAGGAGGUGGUCGUGGUCAGGGUCAGAAAAAAGGUAAGCAUAAGAGUGGCAAUGCGGUGUUGAAUGCGACCUUCUCGGCAAUGUGGACUUGGAUAUCCCUUGCUGGGAAUCUUGCUCUUUUGAGGCAUUUGUUCAAUCUUGCCAGAUAUUGA
Messenger RNA from Melampsora larici-populina 98AG31, 570 nucleotides. RefSeq lists its product as uncharacterized. The record is from RefSeq and is a predicted model, not a curated record. Bases 1 to 570 code for a protein of 189 amino acids. NCBI's taxonomy places the organism in Eukaryota, Fungi, Basidiomycota, Pucciniomycetes, Pucciniales, Melampsoraceae. The transcript has a single exon.